This is a messenger RNA of Sphaerulina musiva SO2202, 2959 nucleotides long. RefSeq lists its product as uncharacterized. The transcript has a single exon. NCBI's taxonomy places the organism in Eukaryota, Fungi, Ascomycota, Dothideomycetes, Mycosphaerellales, Mycosphaerellaceae. The coding region runs from base 84 to 2798 and encodes 904 amino acids. The record is from RefSeq and is a predicted model, not a curated record.
GGGACUCGGCAUCAUAUCAACCUACCAGUCCUACCAGACCUAUGUACCGUGCAGGGAUACUGCGCUAAGCACAGUUUUUAACCAUGUCGCGCAGACUUUCCGCUAUCUUCACCAACAAUUUCUCGUCAUCCUCAGACGACAGGAAGAAUGGAUCGCCCACCACAGGUCUCUCUCCGCGACGAGCAUCGCCGCCAGACGCUGCACGAUCGAGAUCGCCCUCCAAAUUGUCGAAGCAGGCGCCCUCAUACAACCAGGCUCGAAGACCCUCUGCACAUCUUCUCCCCCCAAAUGCCGGCGAGCCAACAUUGCCCAGUCUACAGAGCCUACAAGAUGACUUCGCAGUCAAUGGGUCCGACAGUGACCUCAUGCCGCCCCCGUCGAUCCAUACUGCUUCACAUUCGAGAACGAACUCAGCCGGAUCGAGGCCGGGAACACCGGGGGGCUUGAGUUCGAGUAGACCGAUGACUCCUGUGCUACAACUGCCUGGACAGCCGCCUAUACACGCCGAGCCAGCACAUGACAAGAAGAAGAGCAAGCAUUGGUGGACGAAAAAGGAUGACAAAAGUGAAGUGGCCAGAGGCCCCGUGGCCUGGAUCUCAGGGCAUCCUCAGAAAGUGCCAUACGACGUCGACGCUUUAGCCAAUGCGCAACCGAUGCAGGAAAUGUGGAACACCGAGGACGGCAAUUGCUUCGUAUAUUUGUUUCCACGAACUUCUGGUAAAGGCGCAUCCUUCAGGAUCGAUUCCGCAGUCUUUGCUUCGUCUCCAAUAUUGACGAAGCUUGCGUUUGGUGACAUAUAUAGCAAUCAGUCCCCCGCCGGUGGUGAUCGAAGAGCGAUGCCAUUGGAAGAUCGAACAUCACAUCUAUCAUUAGGCGAUCCAGCUACACCUCCAAUGACUCCCACGCGAAAGCCAGCGCCUGGCACGACGCACGGCUCGAGCACUACGUCUUCGCACGACUCUCGAGGACGCGACUACAACUUUUCGGACCCACAAGAAGUGCAUCUCUAUCUGCCCAUCAAGUUGAGUAGUGAUGGCGCGGCGCCUGGGGCGACAAAUUCUACCGACGGGAAAGCGAACAGGGAGGACUUGCAGACAUUGAUCGACUAUCGAAACUUCUUCGCUUUCCUUUGCGGCCAAUCUUUGGUGGCUACCGAGAGAAGAAGCUCUUUCUUUGCCAUCUUCAUGACAGUCGCCGGCAUCUUGAAAUCGUACCAGUUCACGAAUGUGGACGGUUCCACCUAUGGCGAAGCAGCGAAUUCAAGCUUCGACGCAUACAUCGAGGAGCUUGGGCUUGGCGAUUGUCGGACGAGUCGAGAGAAGACCAUCGAAGGCGUUGUGCUUGGUGAGCGCAUGAAGAGCGUGUCGUUAUACAACGAAGCCUUUACACACGCUUCUGGAAAGCACCAGGACCUGCUUGCGCUCAAAAGCCCCAAAUUCAACAUGAUCUCGCCCAUCACACAGAAUAGAUUGACUCGCGCAUCGAUGGAUCUCGACAAGCGUGUUGCAGCAAUCCGACUGAUCAUGACGGAUUUUGAUUUCCCCUUCCUCUUUUCAGGCAUCAUGGCCUCAAAGACGUCAAUUGAGAGGAAAGAGGGUGUCCGGUUCGAUGCGUGGAAAGAGCACUUCAUGGGCAUGCGCAAGUUCAUGAUGGGAAUGUUGAAGCAACGAUACGGCGACUGGCCUCCCAAGGCAAGCAGCAAGAAAAACACUCUCGAGACUUCCGGGCUGAAUCGCCUGGUGCUACGCGAUGUCUAUCAGGAUCUGUCCUCCAUGUACGAUUUACUCGUUGACCGAAGCAAUCUGACAUCUAGAACAAUCGACGGAGUAAAUCUAGAUGAAAGCCGAGACGAACCAGUGGUACGCGGAUUGAGAGCGGUGCUAUCAGAGUACGAUCGCUCGACACCUCCUGUCAAGCCACCGAUUCCCUUUGACCUGCCCAAAUUGCCUACUCUGCGAAGCACGAGACCUGACUUUGGUGUGGAUGCCAAGAAGGACGCAAAGGUCUUGCACAAAAAGCUCAAGGAUGACGAGAUACACCAGAUACUUCGUGCCAGCUGGAACGAAGAUGCGCAGGUCACGCCCUUCGUGGACGCGUUCCGUGAGAUGGAAAAGAGGGCGGCCCAUGGAUGCACGGCCUCUGAGCUUGAAGACUUCCGCAUUGGUCAGUGGAUCUUUAUGUACACAGUGCUGCAAGCUCUGCCUAUGCUGGCAUGCGAUGCUCCGGGCUUGAAGUGGACCAAGGGAGUGGAGUACUUCCUGUGCGAGCCACCUCGCUCGGGCGUGCCGUGGGCAGAUCCAAAUGCUGCAGGCGCACGAGCAGGGAGCAGAACCUGGUUCUCAGUGGGUGGAGCAGGAGGCGGUGUAGUGUCUCUGCCUUCGGACCUCAUUGAUCAUGGCGUGGAGGGAAUAUACAAGAGAUCUCAUUGCUGGAUCAUGGCUGAACGCUGGUGCGCCGCAAAUCCUCUGCUGAGCGCCGCUCUUCAAGAGCAACAGGCCAGUCAUGAGCCAGGAUACAAUGACGAAGGAUUGCCAGCACCACCGUCUGGCAAUGACCUACUGCGACCUAGUAGCCGGGUUAGCAAUCGCAGUAACAGAUUGUCCUCUUUGGGUCUUGGACUUGAGGCUUUGCCUCUGCCCGCUGGUGUCUCUCCUGAUGGCAGGUCGCCAAGUCCUGGCAUCCCAAUGGAGCGGCCACGAACUCCAGUGCAUUCAGUCGAUGCGAGCAAAACGUUUGAUGCGAUAUUGGGCGGGCCCGAUAUGACCACGAAAAGCAAAAAGGACAGAAAGUGGAAAUGAGCAAUGACAGUGCGUUGGCUAAAAAAGUGCACUCUGCAUGUACAACUAAUGUUGCAUACAUUCACGUAUCGAUACCCAGGCUUCGAGGCCAUUGUCUCUAUUAUGAUUGCUCGUUUGUAGUCCAUUAUCUAUACCAGUACCAGAAAUAUUACUAUCGAAUG